GGUCGUGUGCACGUACGUGCGUACCAUCGUGCGUGAUCGUCGCCGCCGUGUGGACGUGGACUGUGGAGGAGUGGUAGACUUGUAGAACGCGAGGUUGACGAUUUUCGUUGCGGCUCGAAACUAUGUCCACCACGUUUCUAAACUUUGUCGAGGAGAAUAUACUGUAUGAGAUUCUGGCAGCGACAUGGAUUCUGUUCUUCUGGAAAUUGUAUUUGAGUCUGCGUCAGAGAGCUUUGGUACUACGUUUGGUGGAAUUGCCGGAACAAGUCCGAGGUUUAAUGACGAGAGAGGUCUACGAGAAGGCGCGCGACUAUUCUCUGGAUAAAUUGAACUUCGGUAUUUUCCAAGACACGUAUUCCGAGAUUUUCAAUACAAUCUUCUUGCUGACCAUGUGCUAUCGUCGAUUUUGGGUGUCCAGCGUCCGUUUGGUCGGUUAUCUUGGUUUCGACGAAUCGAAUGAGAUUCUCCUCAGCGGCGUUUGCAUGUUCGUUGUGUCUGUCGUUUACGACGUGGUCUAUCUGCCGUUGACGAUUUACUCCACGUUCGUCGUGGAACAGAAACAUGGGUUCAAUAAAGAGGUAAGCCAAUGACUUACGGCCGUCGGCAAACGAAUGAGUAGUUUC
Ceratina calcarata is the source of this 623-nucleotide messenger RNA. RefSeq names its product CAAX prenyl protease 1 homolog. The transcript is spliced from 3 exons. The record is from RefSeq and is a predicted model, not a curated record. Lineage: Eukaryota; Metazoa; Arthropoda; Insecta; Hymenoptera; Apidae. Bases 123 to 590 code for a protein of 155 amino acids.